CUUUUACACACGUUAGCCUCCCCCUACACACACAUUAGUGCAGCCGUGCUGAGCACCGCGCCGCGCAGCGCCGGGACCCGGGUGUUUUUACAGCCGCCGAAAUGCCUCCAAAGAAACCCGCUCCAGCCACAGGCAGCAAAAAGACCCAGGAGAAGAAGAAGGAGAAGAUUAUUGAGGAUAAGACGUUUGGACUGAAGAACAAAAAGGGAGCCAAACAGCAGAAAUUCAUCAAAACAGUCACACAACAGGUUAAAUAUGGGCAGCAGAACCCACGGCAGGCGGCCGAAGCUGACAAGUCUAAGAAAACUGACAAGAAGAAAGAGCUUUCUGAGCUGAACGAGCUCUUUAAGCCUGUGGUGGCAGCGCAGAAAGUCAGCAAAGGUGUGGAUCCGAAGUCAGUGCUAUGUGCUUUCUUCAAACAAGGCCAGUGCACCAAAGGAGAUAAGUGCAAGUUCUCCCACGACCUGAGUCUGGAGCGGAAGGGUGAGAAGCGCAGUCUGUACGUGGACGGCCGAGAUGAAGAUCUGGAGAAAGAUACCAUGGAGAACUGGGAUGAAAAGAAGCUGGAGGAAGUUGUGAAGAAAAAGCACGGAGAGGAGGAGAAAAAGAAAGCCAAAACUCAAAUUGUCUGUAGGUAUUUUCUCGAUGCCAUUGAAAACAACAAAUACGGUUGGUUCUGGGUCUGUCCCGGCGGAGGGGACAACUGCAUGUACCGCCACGCCCUGCCGGCGGGAUUCGUCCUGAAGAAGGACAAGAAGAAGGAGGAGGAUGAAGAGGAGCAUAUCUCCCUCGAGGAGCUGAUCGAGAAUGAACGAUCUGCUCUGGGACCAAACGUCACUCGUAUCACUCUGGAAACGUUCCUGGCGUGGAAGAAGAGGAAGAGGCAGGAGAAGCUGGCUAAAGCUGAGCAGGACAUGGAGAGGAAGAAGGCAGACUUUAAAGCAGGCCGAUCGUUCGGAGUCAGUGGGCGCGAGGUGUUCGAGUUCAGGCCUGAGCUGGUUGAUGAUGACGAUGAGGAAGCUGUCGACACCAAAUACAAUGGAGAGGAAAAUGAUGACGAGCUUUGUGAAGAGGUUAAUGAGGAAACAGAGUUCCAGGACAUCGACAUCGCCAGGUUCGUUCCUAAAGAGGUGGACAACACGGGGAUAACGGUGGCAGCAGCCGACAGGUUCACAUCCCGCGUCCCGCCCACCAGAGAGACAGACGACUACAAACUAAGCGAAGCUUCAGGAGGGGCGGAGAACGGAGAACACAGCGAGGACCAGACGCUGGGAGAGGACGGGGAGUGUGCGGAGGAGGAGGAGGAGUCGGAGGCGGUGCCUGUGGACGAGAACCUGUUCACUGGAGAGGACCUGGACGAACUGGAGGACGAGCUGAACACACUGGACCUGGAGGAAUAAGGCCCAGACGCUUCUUCACCCUCUCCAUGAACUCCAUACGAGGCUUGAAGUGACUGACUGACUGACAGACAGUGUUCUUUUUUUCCACGAAUUCCCACCAACACCACCAAAACAGCCAUAACAAAAUCCUGGCCGUCUGCUGUUCUCCCCGGCUUAACUCUCAGAGCUAAAAGAACGACGAGGAAGAGGAGGAUGAAGAGGAGGAGGAGCUGAUGUUCGGCUUUAUUCCUCCUGAUCUGGGUCACUGUCGGAAGCCCAAAUCAAACACAGGCAUUUUGAAGGGUUUUGGAUCCUUCUGGACUCGAGGCUUUGAAAUAUUUAUCGGCUGUUGAUCAUUUUUCGCUCUACAUUUCAGUUUCAAAUGCGGUUUAAUUAUGAAGUGCAUUGGUAAUGGUCUAAGCGCUAAUCUUGCGAUGCUAAUGCCAAUCAAUCACUUUAGCCAAUCACUUAAGUUUUUUCCUGUAUUGAAAUUUAAAGCACUCUAUAAUUCGGCUCUUAUAUCACUAUAGUUUUCCCUUUUCCUUUCUUUUGUUCAGAUGAGGAUAAUUAUUUUGUGAAUUGGCUGCUAUUAUGAUUACAGUUGAAUGAUCUCUGUGCUAAUUUCAUUUGAGAUUAUUAAUAAUCCAAACCAGUAGUUCUUAACCUUGGUCCUGGAGAACGCUCUAGCCUGCACAUAUUAGUGUUUACUCACUACACAACACUAAUCUACCUAAUCAGAUCAAUAUUGAGCUCGUUUCUGAGUUGAGGUGGUAUGUAUGAGGGUAUUUUUACAUCUAAAAGUUUGGAUCAAAGUCUGAAAACUAAACUUCAUAUAUAUAAACACAUUUAAUCUGGUUACUUUGGUAUAGUUUCACAUUACACUCACAUUGCUUUUUAGCUUUUUGAAUUCUCUAUGAACUGUCGUACUGUCGUCAUUACCUACGUGGGUGGAGUUUCCCUAUACUUCACAUUGAUUGAUUGAUUGGGUUGUAGAAAGUAAAAAAAUUGGCCUUUUUUUAAGGUAUUGUGCCAAAUUCUUCCUCCCUUUCUUCAAAGUGCAGGUUUGUCCCCCAGCAGAAUGAGUGUAAAACAGAUUCUCAUCAGAUUCCUUUUAUUAGUGUAUAUAAAUAAGGAUUAAUCUACAGUUACAGUAGAUACAGAAUCACCAGCACUGUAAUCUGUUGUAUUCACAUUGCUGUUUGAGGCAGAUUUUAGCACAACACCUCUUCUUUUUCAACUUUGCGUAAUUGAUCUAAAAGUGAAGGUGAACCAUCUAGGAACGUUUUUUUUUUCUCACACUGCAGAAGAACUUAGUCAUGGUUUAUUUAGAUCAAGAUUGAGACCUUCUAAUUUGGUUGCACCCAAUGUUGGUCCUUUGAUUCAGGGUGUAGCUUGUGGUAUAUUUAGCUUGUUAUAAAAAUCCCAACACUUGGAGCAGGCAACACUAAAAUGUGCAGGAAUGGGAGUUUCUUCUCUAAGACCAGGGUUGGGAACCACUGAUAAAAAAAAAAUAAUAAUAAUAAAAGACCUGUCCCACAAAUACCUUGUAUGUCCAAAAUGACAACCUUUGACAAAUGACAAACUUUCACUCGAACUUUUACAGUGCUUUAACAGUUUUAAUCCAGAUCAUUUUGGAGCAUCUUGGAUUGUUUUUGGUUUCAUGAUGAGAGGAUCAAUAACAGACAGUUAAAAUCAGCAGAAAUGGAGAUACAAGGGUUUUUGUGUGACAGCAUCAACAUUAUGCAUGAUUGUAAAUGGGGAUCAGAAAGUACAUGGUGGUGAACGUGUGUCAUGCUCAGAUCACUUUUCCUCUCUAAUCGGGACUGAACGUGGGGGCGGUGUCCGCGGGGCAGAGCGUCUGGAGUUCUGGGCCGGUCGGUUCUGUUGGUUCUGGGUUCCGACACUGUGGGCGGAGCUUCAGAACGGAGAGGGUUCCAGGUCUUUCCUGCAGGUUUGAAGUGCUUUAAGGAUGGAGAGGAGAGAAGCCAGAGAGUGGAAUGUGUCUGUCCUCGUGUCUUCAAUUGUUUUAAAAAUCCCUUUCACCAACAUGCCAAGACAAAAUGUAAAUAAAAGGAUAUCAGAGACUAAA
Molecule: messenger RNA, 3468 nt
Organism: Astyanax mexicanus (Mexican tetra)
Lineage: Eukaryota; Metazoa; Chordata; Actinopteri; Characiformes; Acestrorhamphidae
Gene: zc3h15
Product: zinc finger CCCH-type containing 15
Exons: 10
Coding region: 102-1400 (432 amino acids)
Biological process (GO): cytoplasmic translation
Cellular component (GO): cytosol
Molecular function (GO): metal ion binding; mRNA binding
Source: RefSeq, a predicted model, not a curated record